This is a messenger RNA of Leptonychotes weddellii (Weddell seal), 1101 nucleotides long. NCBI's taxonomy places the organism in Eukaryota, Metazoa, Chordata, Mammalia, Carnivora, Phocidae. The record is from RefSeq and is a predicted model, not a curated record.
UCUGGUGCGGACGCGCAGAGGCGUGACUGGGAAGCGCGAAGGAAGACCUCAGGGUCCGGGUCUUGCUUCCCCCGCCCGCGAGCCGAAGCGGUGCCAUGGGCCGGAUCACAGAAGAUCUUAUUAGACGGAAUGCUGAACACAAUGACUGUGUAAUUUUUUCCCUGGAGGAACUCUCCUUGCAUCAGCAAGAAAUAGAAAGGCUAGAACACAUUGACAAAUGGUGCCGGGAUUUAAAAAUCCUCUAUCUUCAAAAUAACCUCAUUGGAAAAAUUGAAAAUGUUAGCAAACUCAAGAGACUUGAAUAUUUGAAUUUAGCUUUAAACAACAUCGAAAAAAUUGAAAAUUUGGAAGCAAACUUGAAUGAAAUAGAAAAGGAAGCUUUAACCACCAGAUGUCUCUAUAUCUGCACCAAUGCUAAUUUUCUACUUGACUUCUCCUUGAAAGAUGAUGAAAAACGUAACCAGAUCAUCCUGGACCUUGCUGUCUAUAGGUAUAUGGACACCUCUUUAAUCAAUGUUGAUGUGCAGCCAACUUAUGUCCGAGUCAUGGUCAAAGGAAAGCCAUUCCAGCUUGUCCUUCCUGCAGAAGUCAAGCCUGACAGCAGCUCUGCCAAACGAUCUCAGACGACAGGGCAUUUGGUGAUCUGCAUGCCCAAGGUAGACGGAGUAAUCACAGGUUGGAGACAAACAUCAAAGGCUGGGGAAAGUACCUUGGACAGCAGCAGAGAGCACACAAACAAAAGAAGCAAGCAAAUUGAGAAACUAGAAGUAGAUCCUAGCAAGCAUUCCUUCCCUGAUGUGGCUAACAUAGUUCAAGAGAAAAAACACAGGCCCCGAAGAGUUCAAUCUGAACCCAAAAUUACAGCAAGUGAGGAAGAUCCCGACUUUGAAGAUAACCCUGAAGUGCCUCCAUUGAUUUGAAACAUCAGGCUGCAUCGAUGGACCCACCAGACCCAGUUCUGUUCAUUGCAGAGUGUGUGCAGACCAUUUAUGGUAAACACAGAGUUAUUUAUCAACGUUACUACUCCAGUGUUUUAGCUUCUACUUUAUACAGUAAUAUUCUUAAACUAGUUUAAAAUUCAAAUGUACACCUUAAAAUGCU